Molecule: messenger RNA, 3216 nt
Organism: Spirodela intermedia
Lineage: Eukaryota; Viridiplantae; Streptophyta; Magnoliopsida; Alismatales; Araceae
Source: the annotation of a GenBank genome assembly
AUGGGUCUUGGGGAGACGAUUGCAACUCUGAACUGGCAGCAGGAAUCCUACCCGGCGUACCGCGACUUCGCCGUCCUGCCCUUCCUCGUGGUGUUCUUCCCCACUGUCAGAUUCCUGCUGGAUGUUUCUAUCUUCGAGGUAAUCUAUCCCUGGCGAUAUGCCAUCCUUUUAACUGCGAACAUUGCAUCUUCGCCCAAGAGACGGUUCUCCCGGACAGAUUGAGGUGGAUGGGUCUCAACUGGUGAGUGUCAUCCAAUGUAGGACUUCCUCGUCUCCUAGAACUGGAUGCAUUUCGCUGCUAUUGAGCGUUGGGGCCUUAAAAAGAAGAUGAUCAUUCUAAAUUUUGGGAAACAGGCCUAUCAGAACUUGUUCCGCCUUCGGAAUAUUCUGAUAUGAUGCGCUUUUAUCUGUCGGAUUUCGGUUUUUAUUUUGAUUUAUUUUCUCUUAAUUGUGAUUGGAAUUUUUCUCAUAAAAUGCGUCAGAUUAUGCUGAAGCGUGGUGAGAUCAUGGUCAAGUCAUUGGUACAAGUAGUUUAAUCGUUGCCUAUCCGAUAAAUGCUGUAGAUUACCUUAAUAUUUGGGUUGAAGCCUUUCAAGAUGGAUGGUUUCUUUCGAAGAUUAUUACCGCCCCUUUCUUUUUUCAUAAUCCAACUCUUACACAUUUUUCUAACCAAGAAAGUUCUGUCUGAUAUAUAUAAAAUCCUGAUAAUUAGUUCUCUCUGAGAUCAAAUCAACGAUAUCGAUGUAAUACACGUAUUGCUACGCGUUUGCUUUCCUGUUCCUUGUGGUUGAAGAACAUCAGAUGGCUCUACAUGGGUCGUUAGAUCUCUCAGCUAAAAAGUAUUUGUGCUUCACAGGGCUUUCGAUUAUCAUAUGAUAUAACCACUUAUUUUCCCACGAGUAUUCCUCAGUAUUUUUGAGCAACAUAUUUCCUCUUAUAGCGAAUGGCGAGGCGGCUAGUACUUGGGAAGCAGCACACGAAGCUGGGUGCUGAAGUAGAUGGGAAGAGGAAGAAGCUUGAUAAGUUCAAGGAGUCAGCAUGGAAGCUGGUUUAUUUUCUGGCGUCAGAGCUGUUGGCUCUCUCCGUCACGUACAACGAGCCAUGGUUCACCAACACCAGAAGCUUUUGGGUGGGCCCCGGGGACCAGGCCUGGCCUGACCAGAAGAUGAAGUGAGAGUGCUUUCCCUCUCUUAUAGAAGCUUAGAUGGCGCUGUUUCUUUCUCUGAAUGGUUCUGCUCUGGUUCUCACGACUCUCUCACUGGAUCUUUCAUCAUUCCCAGGCUGAAACUGAAGGGAGUCUACAUGUAUGCUGCUGGAUUCUACGCUUACUCUAUAUUCGCAUUACUCUUCUGGGAGACAAGACGGUCAGACUUCGGGGUCUCGAUGUCGCACCAUCUGGCGACUGUCAUUCUUAUCGUGUUAUCGUACAUAUUCAGGUCUGUUUCCUGAUCCAGAAUGGGAAUUUCGGUCCACAUUUUCAUCCGUUUUUUGAAUAUUUGAUCUUGAGAAUGAACCCGAAAAAAAAAAAGGGUUUCGCCUAAACUUCAAAAAGUAAUAUUUUUUUGCCAAACAUACUGAAUUUUAAAUUCCUGCCGAUUAACUUCAUUCUUUUCAAGGAGAUUGGGUGAGAGAAAAACUGUUAUUGGGACAGUUCGGCGUGGGCAAGUCCCUAGCCUUUUGCGUGAAACAUUCGAUUUGGAAGAACUGCAAUGUAAUGGUUUACAUAUUUUCUGAAAAUGCCUCAAAUCUCUAUGUAGUUCAUAUAAACAGAAGUUACACGCAGCUGACUGCUCUCUCUCUUUCUCUCUCUCUCACAUCCUCAUCAGAGUACAGUUUUCUUGCAGAUUUGCUCGUGUGGGUUCCAUGGUCUUGGCUCUUCACGAUGCAACUGACAUCUUUCUGGAAAUGGCAAAGAUGUGCAAGUACAGUGGUCUCGAUUUAUGGGCUGGAGUUCUAUUUUUUCUGUUUGUUGUCUCAUGGGUUCUUCUUCGCCUAAUAUACUUCCCACUUUGGAUCAUCCGAAGCACCAGGUGACCACAAACUUCCUCUCGCAUUCUUCCCUUCAGCCCUUUCAAAAUCAUGUCAUUCAUUAAGGGGAGCCCUGCCCAACGACUGAUGCAGUUCGACUCAGACAGUACUUUGGGAGGAUGAAGCAGAUCAUUCUGUGGAGUGUGACUUAAAAAAAAAUUAAGACGUGUUCUUCCUCUGUUAAUCCUCACUGCAGGCAUAAAAUUUAUCUACGUCAUCUACCUUAGUCUAAACUUUCUCAGGAUAUUCCACACAGUCGUCCAUUUACCAGUAGAAGAUUCGGCAACUACUGCAGCCCCGGCUUCCUCAGCCGGAACUCCCCAGGUGGAGGAGUUAAUCGGAAUGCUGCUAAGCUAUCCGCAUCUUUUCUAUGAGUUAUUAUUUUCUGCAAAGAAUGGUUCUACGGAAUUCAAGUUUUAGAGUUGUGAUGAUGAAGAACUAGCUAGGCAAAUAACAUUUUUUUUUUCUGGAAUCAGCUCACCAUUUUUAGUAUAAUAUUGCGGAAAUUUAUUUUUUUUAUUUGGAAUUUUCAUGAUAUUUCCCGUUAAGGGUCAUCACCAUCUGUUCUCGAAUCUCCGUAAUUUUUUUACCUUUUAAAACCUUUUUUUUUCAAAGAACAUCGUGCGGCCUGCUCAGCCAAGAUGAGGAUACCUGGUGGAGAUUUUUCAGCUUCUCUCGUUGACCAAAUUGUGAUGAUAGCACCUUGAACAAUAACCAAUAUUCUUCCCCCCACUGCUUCCACUCAUUCACCUUCCCUGCAUUCGAAUUCAUCGAGUUGUGCUUCUUUUCUCAUUAUAUGGGGCGCUGCUUAUUUGUCUUUGGUGUUCAUCCUUUGAUAGUUAUGAGGUAAUUUUGACCUUGGACAAGAACAAGCAUAGGAUCGAAGGGCCAGUGUACUACUAUAUCUUCAACAGUCUCCUCUUCGCCUUGCUCAUUCUUCACAUCUACUGGUGGGUGUUGAUCUUCCGGAUGCUCCUGAGGCAGAUCCAGACAAGGGGCCAGAUUGGGAAUGAUGUCCGAUCAGGUGGGUCUCACAAACUUUACUAUUUCCAUCCCAUGAGCUGCAACCUGUCGCACAGCAAGGUCACAGCUAGAAAGCCCAUCUCAUUUGAUCAUGUUCUAGCUGCCUGAAAUGUAUCGUUCCUUGGGUGUACAGAUUCAGAGGGCGAAGAUGAGCACGAAGACUAG